Paramecium sonneborni is the source of this 291-nucleotide messenger RNA. The record is from the annotation of a GenBank genome assembly. Lineage: Eukaryota; Ciliophora; Oligohymenophorea; Peniculida; Parameciidae.
AUGAAUUAAAUUAAAUAAUAAUAAUAACACUUUUUGAAUAUUUUAAGAUAGUAUUAGGAAAGAUUAGUUGAAUUGACAAAUAAAAAUGAAAGCAAAACUCAUAUGAUUAUAGAAUUACUAAAUAAAGAGGAAUAAUUGUAAUAACAAAUUAAGUAAAUGCAGAUGACAAUAGAUCAUCUCACUGAAGAAAACAAUCAAUUAAAAGCAGAUAUGUUACCUUAUGGCUCAAUUAGCGAAGUUAAAUAAUUAGUUGAAUAAUUUAAAUAAAUACAUGCUGAAUUGUCUUAGUGA